UUCACCUCGGUGUAGGAAUUCUUUACAGUCAACAACAUCCGGCGGAGGAGCAGCUUCUCUUGGUGCCUCUGCGGUCUCCCUCCCGCUAGGUGGUGAUUAUGCGGCCGGCUCGGCUCUAACAGAUCUCGGUCCAGGCUGUCAGGACGCAUUCCUCGGAGUUUGAUGGAGGCCCGUGGAGCUCCUGCCGAGGACGACCUCCUCCAGAGUCCCUGGUGCCCCGUGAACAUCAGCGGCUGCCAGCUCCUCACCAAGAGCCGGUUUGGUGGAACCUCGUACCGCCUCCUGCUGACUGACAUGCUCUGUGUGUGGGAGGAGAGGAUGGACGAGGCAGCCAUCCAGACCCGGGCGCAGGAGCUGAACAAACGUUUGCGAGCUUCAGUCGGGUCCUUCUUCUCCCACCUGUGCUCCGUGGUUCGGCCCCACCUGUCCAGAGAGGACGGCUCCCCUGACGGAGGAGCUCAGAUCUCCAUGAGCCGACAGGAGGACGGCUCGGUGAGCCUGAGGCUGAAGAGCGAGUUCCUCGGGAUGCCCUUCAAGUGGGAGUUUCACUGCACCCCUGCCCCCGUCACGUUGGUGUGUGCUCAGCUGGUGCGCCCCCUGCUGGCGAUGAGCCGCCUGCUGCAGAUGCAGGUGGAGCAGCUGGGAGGUCUGCUGGUCAGGAAGGAUGCAGAGAUCCAGGACUACAGGGAGAACGGAGCCACGCUCAGCAGAGAGCGCCUGCAGACAGAAGCUUUUGAGGAGCAAACCUACAGAGAGGACUUCAUGACAAAGACUCUUCCUCAGCUUUGCUCUGAUGUUCAGAGCUUCAACGCCGACCUCCAGCAGCUGUACGCCGCCGUCGUCGUCCCUCACAGAAAUACCCGAAAACGUAAGCUGUCAGAGGAGCGCCCCGUGGAGAAGGAGAAGGAGGAGGAGGAGGAGGACCAGCCGGCCUCCAGAGAACCAGCCCUCACUUUGAGUCCGGGUGAUGGAUCCGACAGCAGUGAACCAGACAGAAACCAGAGCCACAAUGGACGGGCGGAAGAAUCUGGAUCCAAGAUGGCCGACAGAGGAGCAGGACAACAGUCUGUGACCGCAGCGUCCGACCCCCCCGCCGCAAAGCAACCGUCCUCCAAACCAAAGAAGAAGAAAGUGGGGCUGUUCAGAUGAGGCCGAGCAGUAGGACGCACACACACAGGCAUCAUUCAGAAGUCCAGUCACUAAACGGACGUUUUUAUCUCCAUUCUGACUUUAAACUUUCACUCUGAAACACGGGAGAUGUUUUUUAACUAGUGCUUCACUUUUAAAAUGUAGUUAAUAUUUAGGUAAUUGGUGUUUUUUAAUGUGCUGCUCAGUAAUUAAACAGGUGUAAAUGAUGAAGUCUGAUUUUUAGAGAAGCUGUUAAUUAAACAUAUAAAUGGAUUUUAA
Messenger RNA from Mugil cephalus (flathead mullet), 1407 nucleotides. RefSeq names its product nonhomologous end-joining factor 1 (gene nhej1). The record is from RefSeq and is a predicted model, not a curated record. Gene Ontology annotation, biological process: double-strand break repair via nonhomologous end joining. Gene Ontology annotation, molecular function: DNA end binding. Lineage: Eukaryota; Metazoa; Chordata; Actinopteri; Mugiliformes; Mugilidae. Gene Ontology annotation, cellular component: DNA ligase IV complex; nucleus. The transcript has 9 exons. The coding region runs from base 163 to 1149 and encodes 328 amino acids.